AUUUGGUGUACAGAAGCAAGUGGGGAGGGAUGAGUUUUUGUGGCAUUAAAUUUUUGAGUGUGGCUGGUUAUAUAUUAGCAUUGCAUCGUUACGUCCCGCUAUUUUGUGAAGUCUCAGAUUGAUUGAAGCGACUAAUUUACCCGGUUAUGAACGAUUCAGACUGUCGGUUCUAAUAAUUCGCACCAUUUGAGACUGCAGUUCACAGUGGUGGUUUCAUCAAGUUACUGGAGUUGUGCUUCAAUGAACAAGCUUUGAGGUCUGUGCCAAUGGAUUUAGAACUUCCAGAUUAUUUCUGAAAAUUUUCGACAUGCUUAGCAAGAUUCCUCAAGACUUUAGAAAAUUUGAAAGAAAUCGUUGCAAAUUGCACCAGAUCCUGUAUGAUACUCAGACAGCUUUGGAUGAAAUAGCGUCAGCAAAUAUAUUUCCAGGUGAGGAUAUUAAAAAACAGAUGCUUUCAGCAUCUGUUCUCAAGGAACUUGACCAUGUCUUGACAAGUCUACCGGCAUUGAUUGUGACUGGACAAACCUGUAAAGCAAAAGUGCAGCUUGUUAAUGCUCUUUUGGGUGAACCUCUCCUGCCUUUCUGCAGCAACUUAUGGAGGUGGAUUUUGGUACGGUAUGGUCAUAGCAAACGAGCAUACACAACUUCAUUGCCAGAAUCAAAUAAUGCAGAAAGGCAAGAGCUCAGAAGUGGAUGGUUAUCUGUACCUGAAAACUAUUUUAAAAAACCAGAAAAUGAAAAGGUGGACGGCCUUAAAACAAUGAUGGUUAUUGAAAUAUGUCACCCACUACUUCAUGAAAAUAUCCAGGUAAUUGUGGUACCAGAUUGUGAAACUGCUCCAGUGAAUGUUUUCUCAAUGUUGGAUGAAUGUUUACCACAGAGGCUUCAGAUAUUUUUCUACUGCAUCGGUGAUGAGCAUCUAAAUGAGAAGCAUGUUCGUGAAUUACAGAAAAUGAAGGAAAUAUUUGGUGAGAAAGUGUUCUGCUUUGUUAUUACAUCACAAGUCAGAACACCUGAAAACUUGUGCAGCACAUACACGUCAUCACCUGUUGGUAAAAUGCUUGAGGCAGCUGCACGUAGUAUAGGUCACUCUUGUGAAGAUGCUAUGGAAAACAGGAUUUUAGUUGUGUUUCAUCAGUUAUCACUUAUUGGUUUCCACUUCAAAGAGUACUUGGAAUCCACCAUGCCAAAAAAGUCACUGAUCGACCAGGCCAGUGCUAAGUGUGAGAUAGUCGAUGAAAUUCAAUCACCUGAAAAGCUGUACUCAUAUAUACGUUCCUGUCUUUGUUCAUAUCUUAUUCAAGCUGCAAGUUCAUUGAAUGAGGUACAUACCCAUUGCUUGAGGCAGUUCAUAUUGUCUGCGUUUGAUAUGGCACGGGAGAUCCAAAUUACUCCAAAAAGAAUUCAUUAUGCUCAGAAAAAAGAAGAGGAGCUUUACAGAAAUUUGAUGAACUUUGCUUGUGAAAAACAAGAAGAGAUUCGUAGGCUGGUUGAAGUAAAACUUCAUGAAAUGAAAGAAAGUUUGAUUGAGAGUGCAGUCAACUACAAAUACCAAGCUGUUAAUCUCCUUGAGAACCAGGAUGUCAGAUCAGCCCAAUCAGUGCAUGUUGCUACAUCAGAGAUUCACUAUUUAAUACUGAGCCGUAUAAACAGUUCAGUGGCAACACAGAUAAUUCAGUCAGUAGAUUGUUUACAAGAUACCUAUGUCGGAACACUGCAGCGAUGUUUAGAGAGCUUAGAAAAAAAUUGUUAUGAACAAGAGGGAAAUCUUCUUGCCAGUGAUGCUGUAAGACAAAUACUGAAUGCUGCUUACAAUAUUGAGGUGAACCCUUCAAGUUCAUCUACGUUACUUCACUCUUUUAUGGAAAGACUAAGGAAGCUCCUGUAUUCAUUCAAGUUCCCUUGGGCUCUUCCACGGAGAUUGGAUGCUGACUGGAGAAAACAAGUUGCAACUGAAAUGAUAGACUCAUUGAGUCCAUCCCGCUUAGUUAAGAGCAUUUUUUCUAAUCAGUUUAAGGACCAAUUAAAUGCUUCACAUGCAGCCUUCACUGCUGCCCUGCGAUCACUCCAAAAUCACUACUCGGGGCGUCUGGAGCGAACAGAAGAACAACGUGUUGCUAUUCGCAAGUAUCAUGCACCAAAACUUGCACGACUUGCACUGGAAAGCACCUGCAUGUGUGACAUGAUUCGUUUUGGAAUGCCGCAGCUUGGAAAAGAGAUUGGAAGGGGGCAGUAUGGAGUGGUGUUCUCGUGUGAUUCUUGGGGCGGCACAGGUCCGUGUGCGGUGAAAUCUGUUGUGCCUCCUGAUGACAAGCAUUGGAAUGACCUGGCAAUGGAGUUCUAUUACACAAGGACGAUUCCAGAUCACAAACGGAUUGUUAGACUACGUGGGUCAGUAAUAGACAGCUCAUAUGGCGGAGGCUGUACACCGUCAGUUCUGUUAAUAAUGGAUCGUCUUUCACGUGAUCUUUAUUAUGGCCUACGGUCUGGACUGUCGUGGGUCACAAGACUUCAGAUUGCGAUUGAUGUUGUGGAAGGAAUCCGCUACCUGCACUCACAAGGAUUGGUACAUCGUGACAUUAAGUUAAAGAAUGUUUUGCUCGAUAACGAUAAUCGUGCCAAACUGACUGAUCUGGGUUUUUGUAUUCCUGAAGCUAUGAUGUCUGGCAGUAUUGUUGGCACUCCUGUUCAUAUGGCUCCUGAAUUAUUGUCUGGCCACUAUGACAGCAGUGUAGAUGUUUAUGCAUUUGGCAUAUUAUUUUGGUAUAUAUGUGCUGGCCAUGUGAAGCUGCCAAAUGUUUUUGAAAAUUUUCAAAAUAAGGAGCAACUGUGGACCAGCGUCAAAAGAGGUAUUCGACCGGAAAGGCUGGCCCAUUUUGAUGACCAGUGUUGGCAUCUUAUGGAGCAGUGCUGGUCAGGUGAACCGUCCAGGAGACCACUUCUGGGAUACGUUCAGCCUCUGCUCGAAUCUAUUCUCGAACAGUAUUCCCGACGAUUCUCUGAACAGCUCACACCAGAAUGAAGAGCUGAAGUUUCAAAUAUAUGCCAAAUAUACUUAGAUAAGGAUGAGGACCAUGAGGAGGAGGAGGAGAAGAAGAAGAAGAAGAAGAAGAAGAAGAAGCUCGUGAUCUAUCGCAGCCCAUUGAUAGGAGGAAUUUGGUAUGCGCUGCUGCUCCUGUUGGGUCAUCUUUCUUCAUAAUAAAGUAUCUAGACUGGUGAAGUUUUUUGUGGCUUGUGCGUUAUGAGAACUGUGUCCCUCAGUGCAGUAGCAUUUUUAUUGAUGACUUUAGGUUGUUCAACCAAAAAUCAGUAUUCGUUUUAUUACAUUUUAUUGCAGUUGAUGCAAAAAGUGAAAUUGGAAGAUGCUACAUCAUCAGCCUUGGUGAUUUACAUCAGAUUCAAUAUUUUUUCUGUAUUUAUUUUGUUUAUAUCUCAUGUGCUACUUUCUCAUUUAAGAGUCACUCAUUUUUCCUGUGUUUUAAUUGCAACAAUAAUUUAAAAAUACAUCUAACUACAUUUAGUCUCCAUUAUGAUGUAUGACAGCUGAACAAGAAUCUCUUCCCCCCCCCCCCCUCACACACACACACACACACACACACACACACACACACACACACACACAGACAGAGAGAGAGAGAGAGAGAGAGAGAGAGAGAGAGAGAGAGACUUAAAUUUCAUCUUAAAAUGUUUAGGAGUUGAAACUGUACAUAUUAAUAUGUAAAAGUUUAAUAUUUAUUGACAAAAAAAUAAAAUCAGUCUUAGAUAUGUGGAAAAGAGCUAUAUUUUCAUAAGCAUUUCAUUUUUUCCAUUUGGAAUGCAAGUGCUUCAGAAAUUAAGUUGCCUGUGCUACAGUGUGUUUAGUUAAAACAGGCAUUUACGUGUUUUAUGUUUACAGCACUUCCUUGGUUGAUUAUACUGUAAUUAAUGUUAAAAAAUAUUGUCGACUUAAGGCAGGAGAAAUUUAACUGGUACACCUGAGACCAUCUGUAAUGGCAGUACUGUCUUUAAUCACGUUUUUCACUAUCGUAAUUGAAACCUAAUCGAGAAAAGAAAAUUUUGCCCUUAUUUGGGUGUGACAAUCUUUCAGUUUCCAGAAAUCUUUUAUGUAACAACAAAUGGGCAAAAUGUCAAAAGAUACUGACUUCGUAGAAACACUUAAAGAUAAAAAGUUUAUGCCACAUAUCUUAAGAGGCUGUAUUUCAGAAAGAGUCUGAUAUUUAGUUUUGUAUCAUUAUAUAAAAUGCAGACAUGAAAAACCAUAUACACACCAAAAUAAUUAUUGUGAUGUUGCUUCAGUCUCAUCAUCAUGGUUUAUAAAUUGCAUACACACUUUUUUCUGUAUAUGAAAUUUGUGUAAUAGCAUUAAGUUACUUUUGCCUUAAUAAUAUUCACUUGCUUGUUUUCAAAUGGUACUUAGAUUUUAUAUGCAGUAAAAUGAUCACUGUUUUAACUUAUAUGCUUCCAUUUUUAUUUCCAGUUUUAAUGUUACAAGGCCUGUAGAAAUACUCUACAGUGAUUUACUCACUCAGAUCAUAAUAGUUGUGAAGCAUUUAUAUGUUUUUCUUUCUGUUUGACUGUGUAUGCAAUACAGAAUCACUCUGAGUACAGAAAUGUCAAACGUGAGCUUAUCGUACGUAAAUUUUGUGGAUUUCAUAGGUCAGGUUUGACUGCAACAUGAAAUGAUGAUUCAUUAAUACAAACUUCCACAGUUAAUGAUAAAGGACA
This is a messenger RNA of Schistocerca americana (American grasshopper), 4725 nucleotides long. Its product is annotated as dual serine/threonine and tyrosine protein kinase-like. NCBI's taxonomy places the organism in Eukaryota, Metazoa, Arthropoda, Insecta, Orthoptera, Acrididae. The coding region runs from base 308 to 3022 and encodes 904 amino acids. The transcript is spliced from 16 exons. The record is from RefSeq and is a predicted model, not a curated record. Gene Ontology annotation, biological process: protein phosphorylation. Gene Ontology annotation, molecular function: protein kinase activity; ATP binding.